This is a messenger RNA of Mytilus trossulus (common blue mussel), 1005 nucleotides long. RefSeq lists its product as uncharacterized. The coding region runs from base 1 to 1005 and encodes 334 amino acids. Lineage: Eukaryota; Metazoa; Mollusca; Bivalvia; Mytilida; Mytilidae. The transcript has a single exon. The record is from RefSeq and is a predicted model, not a curated record.
AUGGAUGGGACACGGUUAAAGAAUACUUGGAUAGUCCGUUUGCCGACAAUAAAGAAGAUGCUAGUGAUUUGCGUGCUGCUAUUUCCAGGGCUUCUCGUAAAAGAAGUUCCAAGCCGUACAGUAAACCAGAAUCUUCCAAUAGUGGUUCCAGAAAAGGAGAAUUCAAUUCUAGGAGUUUUUUUCGUGGCCUUGGCCAAGUCAGUGAUACCGAGUUCUCCAAAGCAGGCAUGUCAGAAAGUUACAAGUGUUUCUAUUGUAACCAGCCCGGGCACUUUGCAAGGAACUGCCCCGAAAAAAGGAUUCCUACAGCGACAGUUGGUGCAACAAAGUUCCAGGAACAGAACACAGGAAAGACCCAGUAACAAAACAGAUACAGACAUAGAUGAAGUUGAGUAUUGUUUUCAAUUUGUUAACAAGUAUGAGAAAAAAUCUGGUCAAAAUCUUAUAAAUGUGAAAGGAAAUUUAAGAAAACAUGCAUUGUUUUGGAAAAAUGUACUUAACGCUAAUGAUUUUAUAAUGAAUGUUAUUAAUUUUGGUUAUAGAAUUCCUUUUCUGAGUGUACCACCGACUAUUUUUCUAAGUAAUAAUAGAUCCGCGUUAAAACACUCAGAAUUUGUAGAACAUUCUAUUGAAGAGCUUUUAACUAAAGAAUGUAUAAAAGAAGUAAAUCGACCAUUUGUCGUUAAUCCACUUACUGUGUCGGUAAAUAGUACGGGUAAAGAAAGAUUAGUCUUAGAUUUGAGACAUGUUAAUAAAUUUGUCGAGAAACAAAAAGUUAAAUUUGAAGGGGUUAAAGAAGCUAUGACAUUUGUAAAUUUUAGCGGUUUUGGAUUUAAAUUUGAUUUAAAGUCUGGUUAUCACCAUAUAGAAAUUCACCCUGAUCAUCAAAAAUAUUUAGGAUUUUCUUGGCAAUAUGGUGAUACAGUGCGUUAUUUUACUUUUUCGGUUUUGCCUUUUGGACUUUCACCAGCUGGUCAUAUAUUUACCAAGACAGUACGUGUGUAA